Molecule: messenger RNA, 1499 nt
Organism: Hypoxylon fragiforme
Lineage: Eukaryota; Fungi; Ascomycota; Sordariomycetes; Xylariales; Hypoxylaceae
Exons: 1
Coding region: 291-1139 (282 amino acids)
Source: RefSeq, a predicted model, not a curated record
AGGCAGCGGGUUUUUCUUCUGGGGGGUUUUUUUUUGGGAGGGUUUUCUCUCAGAGAUAGGAAGGUGGGAGCAUUACAGGAUUAUCAAACAACCAUUGGCGACCACUGGCUUGUACCUUUUAUACCAUGUGCCGCCCAUCGAGGGGGGAGAACCAAAACGAUUGUACUGCUGCAGUGUAGGCAUACCAGGUGCGGGGGAGACGUCUACGGCGUCUGCAGUCAGCAAGCAAGCAAGCAGACCCCAGAAAAGAAAAGGGAAAGAGAAAGAAAAAAAAACACCUCAGGCCAUCCAUGCUCUCUCGAAUCCCGAGCUGUAUGCGCCUUUCUCCGGCGUGGGUAGGUAUUCUCUUUCUUUCCUUAGAGAGAGAAAAUGGCCCCCAGCGACCGCGUUACUUCGGAGGGAAGCAGGAUCGCCCAUUUAUUGGCCCUGCCGGCAGAUUCAGCGCUAGAAGGGAACCAAUGGUGCGCAAUGCACCUCAUGCUUCCUGCAGCUCCCUUCCCCAUCCUUCCCAACUUUCUGCAGCAGACACCAUUGCGACCCUCCUUGUGCACAGUCUCGGGUGCCAGCAGGAAAGCUCCAACGCCCGCCGCGUUGCCGUAGCAUUUUUCUUUUAUUAUACACCCGUCGCACUCGAUGCCAAGGUGCAUUUUCACGUGAAAGCUUAUUGCAGGCGCGAAUAUUUGUUGGUGAUCUUUAUUCUUGUAGAAUACCUACCUACCAUCGCACACGCACCAAACAAAGAAGAAGAAAACAGCAGGUGCUGGACUAGGACUAGGACUGAGGAGAGAGACCCAUCUGAUAUCCAUAACUCGUACGAGAGCGAUCGCAGAGUCCUUCCAAACAGCUCUUCCCAGGAUCUAACUAGUGGCCCUGGUCAACCACCGAGCACAGCUCUCACGUGGGUCCUCGCUCGGAUCCGGGGAGGUUCCCGGGGGUUGAAUAAUAAGUGUGGGACGAGAGGGAAAAAAAAAAGGACAAGGGCUUGUGGGAGGCUCGAUAAACAUUCCUCAACUCGGCCUAGUUACACGGUUCAAAAGUUCUAUAUCUGGCAUAUGGAAUCUCCUACGUAUUAUACAAUACAUAGUAGAGCGAAGCGAGUGCGUCUGCCAUGUCUCGCUCGAGUUUGGCAACCAUCAUGAGGUAAAUAAGUGCCGAGAUAGGCAGGGGGGGGCCGUAGGUAGGACGACGGCACAAACAACAUAACCCACCUAGCCUCGAAGUACUAACUACCUACCUACCUAUCCUUUAAUGUAAAAUUUAGUCAAGGGAUACGGAUUGCCGUCGUCAUCAUCCAUGACCUACUUACCUAACACCCUCGGACGAGCAACGUUCGGGAUUCCAAGGUGUGGGGUCUCCUGCCUACAUCCAUGCCUUGCGGGAAUUGGGGGAUGCCCCGGAUGUGCGGGAUAUCUCAUGGGGUUUGGCUCGACCAUAUCCCGGGGGCCAGGACAUACAUCCAUGGGUAGCCAUUAUAUGACUCUCUGUUUCUCUCUCUCUUU